Messenger RNA from Saccoglossus kowalevskii, 957 nucleotides. RefSeq names its product tyrosine kinase receptor Cad96Ca-like. NCBI's taxonomy places the organism in Eukaryota, Metazoa, Hemichordata, Enteropneusta, Harrimaniidae. The record is from RefSeq and is a predicted model, not a curated record.
AUGUAUACAUCUAAAGCUACUAAUGUUGCACAAACUACACCAUUAACAUGUCAACCUGGACCAUUCAAUGUCGACUUUCCAGCAGAGAGUGUGACAUUAUCUGGCAUAACCAAUCCUGUGAAGGAAGAUGAAACUAACAUACUAACUUGUACCACAUCAACCAGUAAUCCAGCAUCUGAGAUAUCAUGGUUAAAAGAUAACAAUGUAUGGACUGCUAAUACAUAUGAAUCUAUUACAUCUGAUGUUACAAUAGAUGGAGAUUAUAAUGGUAAAAUAAGUGAACAACAGAUAUCAAUAUUCAUACAAGCAGAACAUAACAUCCCCAGUUACAUAAUACUGGAUCAUUUAAAUGUCGACUUGAAGACAUUUCUUCAAUCGCAGUACACAUAUGAAGCCAUGGAAGCUCCGAAUAAAGAACUGAUUUUAUUCAUAUUGAGUAUCGCCAAUGGAAUGGAACAUCUGUCUAGCUUAAAGAUAAUGCAUCGAUAUUUGACUGCUGGACAUGUGCUGAUUAGUGAUGACAAGAAGUGUAAAAUUUCUAAUUUUGGUUAUGCUAGUGACGUAAUAGAUGAUGCACGGUUUUUUGAGAAAACAAAGGGUAAUUUUCCGUAUCAAUGGAUGUCAGUUGAAACGCUGUUAAACAGACGAUUUACUCCCAAGAGUGAUGUAUGGUCAUUUGGUAUUGUAACAUGGGAAAUUAUAACUCAAGGAUCAACCCCUCAUCAGGAUACAACAGAAGAAGGUGUGAGAGUGAUGGUAACUAAUGGAAAAUUAUUACCACAUCCAACUCAUUGUCGCGCUGCUUUGUAUCAACUGAUGAAAUCGUGUUGGAAUCGUCAUCCUCAAGAUCGGCCGACAUUCACCAAAUUGGUAAAGACAAUUAGGUCACUGCUGAACGAUAGCAAGGAACCAGAUGACUCGUUCAAUAUUAAUAUGUCUCCAUAUGCAAAUAUAUGA